GUCGUUGAAAAGAAACGGCGGACAGGUUUGAAAGGGAUUACCGUUUUUACCUUGCCGUUUUUACCUUGCCGUUUUUACCGUCCCGUUUGCAGGGUACUCAAGGUAAAUUUUGGAAAGGCCUAAGUUGCAGUCGCUUAACAGCUAUAACAGAAUAUAGAACUAUGAGUCAGAUAUUACAAGUUCACGCUUUCCUCGGACAUUCUUUCUCAAAGAAUGAGAACUUAAUUCCGGACUCUCUAAAACAUGAUUUAAUUCACCAACGAACCCAAAUCCCGUAUCAUAAUAUCCCAAUACAUAGAGAUGGUAUGACGGGGAAAGUAGUGGAUCCUGAUGUUAAUUUUAAACGGUCAUGUGCUACGGCUACAUCUUGUGGAAUAAAUACUGCCAACACUAGGGUUGAACCAACAAUUAUGAAAUCCAUCCAUGAAAUUAGUAAACAGGCUCUCCGUUCAACUAAGAUGGAGUUUAAUCUAUUGAGUUGUAUACGUAAAUCACCUGACUGUUCUGGUGAUUUACCAACUGUCCCUAGUAUAAUUGAUGAAUUAUUGAAAAUGGCUUCUGAGGAUGUGGUUCAGAAUUGGUGUUUUCCCAAGGGAUAUUUUCUUCGACUAACAGCUCAGAUAAGUGAAGCAGGAACUUUCUUACUACCCAAAAGAGAAACGAUCACGUUUCUUAAAAGACGAAUAAGGAGCUGCAAACCACGUGAAUCCUAUGCUACAAUAGAGGAUACUGUAACACCACUCCCGACCUUAACAAAAUUAAUUCAUAAUCCAGCAUUGCAUUGGGAUUUCGAGCUUGACACAUUUCAAAAACGUGCAAUUCUUUGUCUUGAAAACAACAAAACAGUAUUUGUUUCAGCACAUACAUCGUCUGGUAAAACGGUGAUUGCAGAAUACGCAUGCGCUAUUUGUUUACGCCGUGGUUCACGUGUCAUCUAUACAAGUCCAGUUAAAGCACUUUCCAAUCAGAAAUUUCAUGAUUUUAGGGAAAGAUUUGGUGAAAAUGUAGGACUAAUUACUGGGGAUAUCAAACUAGCUCAAGAAGCAUCACUACUUAUCAUGACCACUGAAAUAUUAUAUAAUAUGUUGUGCAAUGCAUCUGAGAUUAUCAAAAAUCUUGAAAUUGUAAUCUUGGACGAGGUACAUUAUAUUAAUAAUCCAGACAGAGGUUACGUAUGGGAACAGAUUAUGAUAAUGCUUCCUAAGCAUAUUCUACUAGUAAUGUUAAGCGCCACUGUACCAAAUAAUUAUGAAAUAGCUGAUUGGUUAGGACGUGUACGAGGUUGUGAGAUUCAUGUCAUCGCAACAGAUAAACGCCCUGUUCCACUGGAACAUUACCUAUAUACUGGCAUGACGGAACAAUAUACAUCCCACCUUCACCUUAUUGUAGACAAAGAUGGUCGCUUUAUAGAUUCAGGUUAUCAGGCAGCUGCUUUGUCGAAAAAUUUCGGAGGAUCAUCAUAUCGUACUCCUGCUUGUAGAGGGAAAGAUGCUUUCAUUAUGCAUACUAAAAAUACAUGGCUUGGAUUUGUUAAUUUACUAAAAGAACAAAAUCUUAUGCCUGCGAUAGCGUUUACAUUCUCCCGAUCAUCCGCUGAAACAUUAGCUAAAAAUCUAUCAUCAGUAGACUUAACAAGUAAAUCUGAAAAACAACGAAUUACGAAGUUUUUCUCUACAAUUACUGGUCGCUUAAGAAAAUGUGAUCGAAAACUUGCUUCAGUUAAAUUUCUUCAUGAUUUAACUAGAAGAGGACUAGCUGUUCAUCAUAGCGGGAUGUUACCUAUAUUAAAAGAAACGGUGGAACUUUUAUUUAGAGCUGGUUUAGUGAAAAUUCUUUUCGCUACAGAAACAGUUUCUACAGGAGUUAAUACACCUGCACGUUGUGUAGUCUUUACGUCGCUUGAAAAAUUUGAUGGUCAUAUUAGACGUUCUUUGGAUCCAAGUGAAUUUACUCAAAUGGCUGGUCGAGCAGGUCGUCGUGGUAUAGACGCCAAAGGUCUUGUAAUUAUUUUGGUUAGUACUAUUGGUAAAUCGUUAAAAUCAUCUGUCACUGGUCUACCGACUGAGAGUCUUUUGCGAAAUAUGAUACUUGGAAGACAAACAGAAUUAAUUUCAAGAUUCAGGGUAACGUAUUCUAUGAUUUUAAAUUUGCAUCGAUCAUCUUCACUAACUCCACAGGUAAUUUACCUCUUAGUAAUCCUUGUAUUUAACAUAAAUGCAUUCUCUUUUAAUCUUUUAAUCCGUUAAUAGUGUGUUCUCUGAUCUAGAUGGUUUAAUUCCGGAGCUAUCGUUGUCUCCAUGGCUGGACCACUUCAUUAGUGCUUACUGUUUUCACAUAAAUUAGUGUCACUUAAACCAUUUUGGUAUUCUAUCAUUCUAAUGAACUAUGUUUUUUGUUUGAUUUUCUGUUCAACUAAUCUUUAAAAUAAUAACUUACUGAUCCAUAUUGUCAAGCUGUCGAUAAACAUGUUUACACCUGUUUUCUGUCAAAUCAGUCCUACUAAACCACAACCUUUUAAGGUGUCUAGUUUAUGUUUUCGAAUUUACCACCUACGUAAUAAGGCUAGGUGGCACUGUUUACUUUUAACAGUGAACACAAGUAUAGGUUCGGUAACUAGGCCUUUAGUAUCAUAAUCCAAAUGCUCAAACUCAUGACUUUUCUUCUCCUACCUCUUCCACCAUAUAUGUGUGUUAAGUAAACUACUGUUUACGUGAUAAGUGAUCAAUUAUCCGUACAAAAUUUCUCAUCUGCAUUCAGUUUGCCAAAUCAAUACACUAGAUAUGCAGCUGAACCUUUUGUAUUAUUUUACAUCGUUUUUAGACUGAAUGUCACUUGAUGAUGAUAUAGAUGUUAUACAAGCCCAAAACACACCAUAAAUCGAAAAUGGUAAUUAAAUUGAAUUUUUUUUAGUUGGAAGUAUGACUAGUAGAUUUAUGACUGUCAGUAAUUUAACAAUGAAAAAAAUAAUCAUGUACCGUUUAGUGUAUCAAUAUUUGUCUAGUACAUUUCACUCGAUCCAUCGUAAGCGUACAGUUAACUCGACCGGAUUUAUGUUCUGUGAACAAAUAUGAAUAUCUGAACUUUGUCACUCAUUGUGAAUACAAAAUAAGGCCAAUAAUCAUAACUAAUUUAAGCUGAGUAGUUCAUAAAAUCUGUACAGUUUUUUGUUAUGAAAACACGAUAAAAAUAACGAAUUAGAAAUCAUGAUGCACUAAAUGGUUGUUUCAUUUUAGUUCUAGUCUUUUGCAAAGUGUGCAUUCACGUCCAUAAUGGAUAUCGAGCUCAGGAUCUUUAGGGUUUAAGACAAGUACUUAACCUUUAGACUUCUGCGUUAGCAUCCGAUGGUUUACACUUUAAAUUCAAUCAACUGGUGACAUUGCAAAUCAUCUAAUGUCGUCAGUUGGUAGUUGUCUCACAGUCAGUAUGUUUGAACUAUACUACUGGUUACGGCUUACCAAUCUAUAACUUCGGAAAUUAUCCUUCAAUUUCUAGUAGACAGAAAACAGAUGUCCAGUGCUUCUUAGUUCCCAGCGGUUGCAUAACUAAAGUCAGCUCGUAAAGUAAACUAUCAAAUCCAACAAUCUCCACAAACCACACACUAACAAUAACGAAAUUUAAGAUUUACUUUCAUCUACAGAAAUGCUAGUUUUCUCAAUAUUGUUGAGAAAAUAAGUGGAUCCACUCCAAUAAUCAAAGCAAUGGUGGGGCAGUUGGUGUUGUUACACGUUUACACAAUUUACUUUUUGAUAGAUGAAUUAUCCUAAUCUUUCCAGUCAUUUUGUCACAUUUAUAUGGUCAUGAGGAUGUGUUUACAAUGGUACGUAUGUGUCCAUACGGUUGGCUGGAAAGCCCUUCUCCAUUUUUCACUUGUUGUCUGUUUGAGUAAAUCAGUGCCUGGAAUAAACUCUUCCAACUCAAUUCGUGUUUGACUAUUGUAACCACCAUUACCCAAAUGAGGUUAGCCUAAGUGUGAUAUGUGUGGUACAACGGAAGAUUUAUAUUUUGUGCUCCAUUCAUCAUCAUCCAUUAUGAAGUCAGAUCGUGAGUACCAAAAUGAUAAUCAUCUAAUAGACUACCAUCUUUACUUGUCAAUGAGUUGACAAAAGAUGUGUUCAUAACACUAUUGACUUUUAUAAUAAGAUCUCGAGUAUUUCCCAUUUAUGUCCAUUACUUACUCAUCAGAUCAUGAGAGAUUUCUCAUUGCUUUCACUUAUUCUUAUUUCUUUCAGGACAUUAUGAAGCGUAGUUUUAUGGAAGCAGCAAGUCAUCGAUGGGAGACUAAACAAAGACAACAUUUAUCAGUAUUAAAUAAAAAGUUAAAUGAAACUACUAAAAUAAUUUCACAUAAUAAUAAUACUGAUAAUAAUAUUAGUAAUAUUAUCAUCCAGACAUCAACUAUUACGAUUUCAAAAUCCAUUGAGGGUACUAGUGAUUCGUUUAAAUCUCUGAUUGAUAGUCUUGAUGUACAGGUUAAAUGUCCACAUAAUGGAGUUGAAUGCUGUGAUUCUAUAGGUCAAUACUAUCAAGUUAGUUAAAAUGCCGAUUUACCAAUACAUUUUUAUUGCUUUUACACAUACGAUAAACUACGCACUAAUUUCUAUCAGUUUGAUAAGAUAAUAUGUUCGGUUGUACAGCGUUCAGUUCAAACACCAGUACACACAAGCUUCUGUAUGCGCGAGCUCAAUAGGUUGCUUCAGUGAGAAAACCAAGAUUGAGAAGAAAGUUUUACUGGUAUACAUGUAUAAUCAUAUAUAUAUAUAUAUAUAUACUGUCGAAUUCGAAUCAUUGUUUACAAAGAGUAAUUGUUAAAUAGGAUAGUUGGGUAGUGGUUAGCUGUAGAAUCCUCGAUAUGGGCUGGUUGGCAAAGAAAUGGUUAAUCAGCGUGCUCCAACAUAGUCCUGCAUGGGAAGUGAUUUAAUCCAGUCUAUGUCCCGCUAACAGAACUCGUUAGCUAGGCACAAGUGGGUCUGAGUGGUAAUAUAUUCGUAUUGUGCUACGAACCCGUUAUUAUAAACACUAAAUCGUUAUCCAUUAGGCGACUGAAUCUCUUGUAGUUACAAUCAAAAUCAAAGCAUCCAUUCAUGAACACACACACCAGCAGUAACUGAACAACAGAUUCCUAAAUAGCCAACAUAUUCAUUCAUAAGCAACAUGGAACCUGAGACAUGUGCAUCGGUCAAAGUUACCAUAGUGUAUCAGAGUAACGGAGUGGUAUAAUCAGUAACAAUCUCAAUCUAAUGUAAACUGUACACAUAUUUGUCUUAGCGUGGUGUGUGCUACUUGUACGGACAGAUAGCAGUAGUAUGUAUCAAGAUUUGGAAGUAGAAUUCUAAGUGACAGAAGAGGAAAAUGUGGGUAACAGAAAGAAAAGGAUAAGCAGUCCGAGCAGUAACAGGAAUAAAACAUCGACGAACCUUGCAAGAGACAAUUCAAGGAAUGUGUGCAAAUGAUGUAUUCGAUGUAUUGUUUUCAUAUAUUACAAAUGUAGUGUGUGAUUUUGCACUGUGCAGUAAAUUGGUAUAAUACCUAAGAAUUUGUUCAUUACCGAAGUAUCAAACAUCACGCAUAGGCGAUAUGAUUCCAGAAGAAAGAAUGAAUUUGCAGCAUAAAAAUUGUAGAAUUAUUAUGGAACUAGGUUUCAUGAGGGCUAAAUGGUAUGUGCACUUCUGGGACCGAUCCUGACCCGUCACUCAGUUUCUAACCAUUAACCUUAAGGAUUGCUCUUACUCCAAUCAAGUGGUUAAUUAAUCUUCACCUACAAACACGAAUAAGUCUAACAGCUAAUUACUUCAUUAAGUGAUGUCACAUCUGGGAAUUGCCACUUUUAGCCUUUCUCUAGAAUCAGUCAGGUGGAAAUAGGAGCCCUAAUAUAUAAUAGAAAAUCAAAGAUAUGAUAAAUAUUUUCUAUGCAAGUUUUCUCAGUUAUCGAUAAAGUUUAAUAAUAAUAAUACCAGUACAACUAAUACUAUUACUAAUGGUAAUAGUGUAAUAAUCAUACUGCUAACAAUAACAAGAAUAAAUAUUUAGUGACGAUAGUUAUGACUAGUGAUAACCGUAGCUUGUAAAACUUUUACAAUGUCAAUUUUGAUUUUUUGUAGACUGUUAUGUUUUGCCAAGUAUGUUCUAAUGUUUUACUUUUGAUUAGUAAAUUAAUUCAGGCUUUUGUUUUGAUAGACAGUAGUAGUUUUCUUAGUUGGUUUACCUUUUCACGAGAUUUACUGUUCAUUACAUAUGUGCAUAUAAAUGUUUUCAGUGUUGUAUGAUGAGUGUGUAUACACUGUCUAAAUGUUUUAUUUUGUUACACAGUUGUGUUACAAAUAUCGUCAACUAACAAAUUCAAUUAUUUCUACACUUGAUGUAAAAUAUGCGCAACGUUUACAGCAAAUUUUUUGUCCCGGUCGUUUAAUAUUACUCCAGUUAAUGGUAAACCAGUCUGUUUGGUUAGUACCAGCCGUUAUUAUAAAUUACCAUUGGAAAACAAAGAAUAAUGAUGCUGGAAAUCAAAUAAUGCUCAAUGUUAUUCUGUGGGAACUACCUGUUAAUUUACCGAAUUCGUUGACACUUAUCAAAAAACAGGAAGACGGACAGUCCUCAUCAGAAUUAGCAUUAGUAGUAUCUGGAAGUGAUACUGUCACAUCUGAACAAAUGAAUAAUAACAAGAAUACUAAUUACUAUGAAUAUGAUGAAAUUGAAGAGGAAAUUCUACGUAAUUCCAUUAAUGAAGGUAGAACGACAACAAUACCAGUUCCUCCACAUUUAAUGCCAGUUUUUGUGCCAUUUUCAUUAUGCGAUGGAUAUUCACGUUUAACACGUCAAUCAGUUCCGUUAAGUGAUUCGCUUGUGAGAAUCUGCGAUCAAAUUGUUACCUUCCAAGAUAUGAGAUACAAUCUAGUUGAUGACGAUAAUUCGAAAUUACCUUUGAGUACUUCAGAACUUUUAUUACAAAGCAUUAAACAACUAAUUAAUAUUCGGCGAAAAGAUGAUACUAAAUUGUUAUCUGUCGAUGUCAAUGAUCAUCAGCUUGAUCAACAUUUACAAGUUAUUAAUUUGGCACUUUUUAAUUGUGUAAAUUCAAUAGUACCACAAGAAUCAGCAUUAACAUCUGCGGUUUACUAUACUACUCUAAGAAAUACACCAAAACAAAUAGACUUUAAAAUGGAUUUAAACCUUGUAAUGGAUGACGAGGAUAUUUGCUUAUUUGAUGAAUAUUCCACGCUGAAUGAUCAAUUAACAAUUCCUCUUGCAAACGGCACGAUAACAGCAUUCAGUUCAACAAAUCUAUUGAAAUGUCCAAAUUUACUGCAACAUUUAAAACUUGUUCAUCAAACAAUUCGUCGGAAAUUUGCUAUUAAGAGUAUCGAAAAUAAUUUAGCCAAUUAUCAGUUACAACUUUCUAAUGAAUAUACAGGACGUUUGAGUGUUCUGAAAGAACUUGGAUUUAUUGAUUCGGCAACACAAAGCUAUUGCCUUAGUUUUAAAGGUAAGAUAUUUGCAAUGCCUAAAUAAUCAUGGUUUGGUUGAAGGUUUUUGUAAUGAUUAGUUUAAUUUGUAGAUUUUAUUUGUCACAGACUAAACUCACUAAAGGUACCAUUGAAAACCUGGAAACAGUGGACAACUGUUUCGUUUUAAUAUGCUACGCAUCUCCAUUGAGUACCCACGAACUUGCCAAAGAUCAAAACUCAGGGCCUUGGGAUUGUUCAAUUAACAUUUCACCAUCAGAAUCGCUGUAUUGGCACCAGUUGGUACAAUUUCUUGUUCAAUCCACAAUAUGGCGCGAUGAUAAUCCGUUACUUAUGGUGACAACUGUCACUUCCAACACGUUUGGACUCCACUAAUCACGACUUUUCACUAGGACUUCACUGACAUCUUGAAGAGGUUUUGUGGAGAAUGUUUUGAAUUCGUAAGUUCCAUUCCUUACGGAUUGAUCCUAGUUGAGAUAGCUAUCUGAUUUUCAGUAGUAUCUCAAAUGAGACCCUACUGUGACGAAAACGAGUCAUUCUUGAAUAAUAGUUUUAUCAUAAUGAUUUUAUUUAAAUUUUUAACGAAUAAGUAAAUAAAACUAAAGAUAGUCUCUAAUUUCUAAAGGUGUAACCUAAGUACUUUUUGUUUUCUCAAAAAAUGUAUUAUUUAUUGACAGAUGAAACAUCAGAGUGCAACCUAGAUUUUUGAUAAAUUUCCUUACACUUAGUUGUUUUUAAAAAUAGCAUAUUGAUUUGGCAGAGAAGAAAUAUUAAUAUUCACACGUAAAUUUAUAUUUGCUUUGAUUUUUCUACAGGAAUUAGGGAUUAAGUUCUGAACACUGAAAAACUGCUGAAUUUAAUCCAUAGAUUUCCACAAUUUACCAGGCAUUGUAUUUCAAAAGAAUUAUUAUGUGAGGACAGCCAACGAGUGAACUCGAGGAAGCUCUAAGAAGCUCAAAGAGAGCCGAAGAUGCUCCAUUCAAUCAUCUUUUGGAAGAAUAUUCCAGAAUCCCUACGUGGAGCUUCCCUAUUGGACAAAUGCUAAUAGCCCCCCUAUAAAUACCUGAAAGUUUUGAACCAUAAUUGACACUAUUUGGAAUAGCCUUCCUUUCACUUGAAAAAGAAGAACCAAGACAAAUCAGUGGCAACGGGGAUGAAAUAUCUUCGGCUGUUUCUGAGCUUCUUAGGGCUUCCUCGAGUCCUCAAACCUCCCCUCUUUAGAGUCUUGUGUAAGACGUUUUCCUUCGGUCCACCUGAAACUCGGUUACCGCAUUCCUCUUGCUGUUCACCACUCUCGAAGCCUGUACCGCUUUGGCCUUGCGCCUUUUAUUUCUUCCACAUUCGCGCUCCCGAGAUGAAUCCGCGAGCGAUUGAAACGGGGUCGGCUUUGUGUGAUCAAAGUUCUGCCGUUCCCUUGAAUUUGAUUUAUGUGUCUUAUACUCGUUCCGACAUUUCUCCGGACUAGGUACAGUACAUUUCCGAUCCGACGUUCUAUAACACCUGGUCCCUACUUUCUAUCAUCUUGAUACGAUUUGACAAAUACCCUUUCACCCACCUGAAAGCUACGAGUGACCGUACGAUGCUCAUUCAUGGGUUUACUUGGCUGCAGCAUUCUGUUAAGGACUGUCCAUAUUUUCCUUCCGAACAUACACUCGGCUGGUGACGUUCCUUCUGUUACUGCCGGAUUAGGGAUAACUCUGUAAGACGUUAGGAACUUACUGAUCACCUGUUCUGGGAUACCCUCCCUUCCUCCUUUGAACAGAGCUCUUUUUAUCGUACCCACGAAUCUUUCUGCUUGGUUAUUCGACUGAGGAUGGGACGGAGGAGAUUGUGGAUGCGAUAUUGCAUUUUCGCCACAAAAGUGUUUAAAAGCAGAUGACAUAAACUGAGUACCGUUUUCAGUCACUAAGAUCUCUAGGACCCCAAGACAAGCAAACAAUCCUGACAAUAUUCUUAUUGUACUCUCUGAUUUCGUUUUCGGCAUGUCAUAUACUUCUGGCCAUUUUGUGAAAGCAUCGACGACAACCAAGUAAUUUCUGCCUUGUAUUGGACCGGCGAAAUCAGCGUGUAUUUUUUGCCAAGGCCCGUCCGGUUUUGGCCAUGGUUGUGGUUCAGCUUUAGUCGGAUUCUCUGUGGCCUCUAGACAGGACCAACAACUGCGACAUUUUUGUUUUCUAUCAUGGUUGUGGAGAUUCAAUAGGUUGGUUAUUUUAAAUACGAAUAGAGCUUUGAAUUGGACGGAAAUUCGGACAUACUAAUUCCUGUAUUUCUGGAUACUUUACCAAACAAUAUGCGAUUUUAUUUAACAAAGCAAACAUAUGAGAAAUGUACUUUUAGGAGAUAUUUCUAAAAGAUUAGCAUUAACCCCCUGGGUAUUUUCGUUAUUUUCAUUGCUUUUUUCCAUACACUAUUAUUAUUAGUUGCUGAAAAAAAUAAACCCUGGUAUACCAGAACGAAGAUUGAAGGAAUAGUAACUAUCAGGACCAAUUUAUCGAUAAAUAUUAUAUUACAGUGUUAUUACGUAAUUUUUAAGUAACUAGACUACUUUGUCUAUAUACCCAUAAACAACUGUUGUACGACUUUCUAUUCGUGUUUAGUCUAUCACUUACGGUUUCCGCUAUCCACUACCACUUUUGGCUUUUUUUUUUUAUCCAUAAUUGUUAUUUUUCAUUUUAUAGUAUGGUGCGGCCGGGUGUGUCUAUAUAAACCACGUCUGUUUGGAAUAUAACUAUAGUUAAAGCUGGUUGAUGACUUUUGAACUCGGAGCAGCUAUUGAGAGAGAUGCUUGCGAAUCACAUACCAGUAGGAAACUAGAUAUCGGCUCAAAAUUAGUAGUACUGGUGAGGCCUAUAAUUGGGCAAAUCAGAGAUUUUUGAUUAUAGAGUAAAUAGUAAGCACGAAAUAGAUCAAAUCAGUAUUCUGAUUAGUGGAUUCCCAAGUGAUAUUUGUCAGCGGUCAACAAGACAACAAAUUGUUAUAUCCUUUUUUUCCUAGGUUUCUUUGCAUGUGAAUUAACAAGUAAGGAAGUUUUAUUGACACAACUUUUACUCGACGGUUUUAUUGACGAUUUAUUGGCCCCUGAUAUUGCAGCUGUUCUCUCAGCGUUUUCCAAUGAACUAAGAGCACAAGAUCUUACUCCAGAAAAGACAACUAGCUAUUAUCUUGAAGAAUUAAUUGUUUCAAUAAAUCGUACUGCUUCUACUACUACUACUACUACUAAUUAUACAAGCAAUUUUAAUCUUCAUAAGGAUUUGGAAUGUAUUCCUCGUCAUUUACUUUUAGUAUUCAAAAACGUUUUAACUCGUGCCUAUGAGGUGAGCUAAUUGCAUAUACACAUUUUCCAAUUAACUGAUAAAAUGGUUCAGCAGUGUUUCAGAAUAAGAUAAAUUGACUGACAACAUAAGGAUAUCUCAGUUGAAUUCCUAUAAACGUAUGAAACAUAAAUAUAGUUCAGUCAGACUCGAAUAAAUAUGAGUUCAAAUGUCGUAAUAUCUUCCAUCAGAGAAGUCCGAAUGAAUGGGAAACUCAAACGAUUUCUCCAAGUUUUGCUGUGGUUGAUAAAACUAUAGGGAGUCUAAAGCGAGGAAGAGCGGCAGGUUCUUUAAUGAUAGUGAUUCAGUUUAAGUAAUUGGACUGGCUAAUAUAUUAGCUAGAUUCUAAGACCUGGACAUAAUCUCAUUUGACUAGUUUCGAUCACUGAACAUCACCGUUUUAUAGGAAAGGAUAAAAUGCCUCUUGUGACAAUAUUUGAGAAAUCAGUUUGACUAGUGUACUGUCUAAAAUAUUAGUUCUAAUAAUUAUCAGACACUGAACUGAACCUCAUGCAUCUUCCAAACAAAGGGCGAGCUUACCACACAGCACAAUACUCUGUUCUAUUUUAUUGCUGUGACAUAUGGCUUUUGAGAAUAGAAGAUAUGAGUAGCAUAGUACAUUAAUACUCGACCAUGAGUGUCUUAGAAUCAUUGCUCGUGUACGAUGUGAUCACCGAGUGAAAAGUUGAGUAUAGACGCAGAGUACUGGAUAGUGAUGGCAAAUCGUUUGACGACGCAGUAAUUCUUCAUCGACUUAAGGCGGUCGAGGUAUGUAUUUUGUAUUCUUAACCGCUUUCUACCUCGAUAUGCGAUGUUGAUUGAUGUCGGAGUAGUUUGAAAGAAGUUUAGAAAGACUAGACCAUAAUGUGACGUCAGUUCAUGAAACCAUUGGACUGAGUCAUGUAGGUAAAUACAAAUUACUUGAUUUGCAUAAAUGCGAUUAUCGUAUCUAGUGGUUGGAGAUGUGGAUUUUAUAGAUAGAAUCGAUCCCAUAGUAUAUAUAUCGUAAUGUUUAUGCUUAUAUUCAUGAUUACAACUCUCCGGCAAUUUAGUAUUUUAUGACGCAGUAUGUUUUGCUAGGACCAAUCGUUUUGAAUCCCUUGUUUUUUUGUCGACUCUGAAGAGAUUUAUAACUACAGGUUGGUAUGAUCUAGGUUUAUAUACAACUGAAGACGAGCAUUGUUCUGUAUUUCCUCUUGUUCUACAGUUAACGUAAUUGUGGAUUGAAUUACAUAAUUUGAUAGUGUCACAUAACUAACAGAUAAUUAUAGACCAACAAAAAUAUAGCUAAGAUUCUAGAAAUUUUCAGUUUGAUAUUUUAGGAAUUAUUUUUAAAAGAAAAGAGAGCUGACGAUACUUUAAUGCAUCUGUCCAGUACGAAUCAACUGUUUCUAAUUAGUGAGAAUUUUCAUUUAAUCAAUCAUAAGCACAUAUGAGCAUCAGUCCAAGUUGUCAAACCAUAUCAGUACGACAAAACUGAAUUAUCAAGACGAACCGGAGAAAGAGAAGUAGUUAUAGAGUCAGUGGUAGGACAAAACAUUAUAGAUAUACAAUGUUUCUUGAAAAAUAUCUUGACGCGGUGGUCGGGCUUGUCUAUUGUGAUAAACCAAUCGAGCUAUACUCGCAAGAACAACCGUUCCUCAAGGUCCUACCACGUCAAACAGGUCAGUUGAAGACCGGUAAGACUGAAAGCAGCAAACUCGAAGUCGUACUUCUGACUGUACAGAGAUGUGACGGCAUUAAGGUGUUUCCUUCAGACAACCAGCGUAACAGCGAUGCUGCCUUUCCACAAGGAGGGGUGGGGUUAGAAUCGGUCGACCUUAAAAAUGCACACCUCGUCUUAUCACACGGAUUUCCGUCUCCGGCGGUACGGUUCCAAAAAGUACGAAGCUAGCAUGAAAAUUACUCACAAGAAAGUCUUGCGUGACCGGCCCCAAGCAGUAGCCCCUUGGGUACUGCGGUCACGCUCUCAGGUACCUCCAGAAGAACGCUUCCAUGGUGUGAGCAACCGGGAAGUGAUGACUGCCCUCAUAACUCUAGCAACACUCAAGAUCAUUAUAUUCAUGAUCAAUCUCCAUCUUCAAUUCCUAUUAUUUCUUCUACAUCGACCAAACCUCCUCUUUUGGUUUCCUCCUCAAGUGUCACCAUAGCCAACGAUUCUAGUGCGUAAAACAUUGUCCUAGGUCUACUGAAACCGCGCUCCAAACUACACAUUAGAGCCUUCAACGUACGCACCCUGUGUCAAAUUGCCCAGCAGGCGUCCUGGGCUAAAACCCUAGGAUCUCGUACCAUUGAUAUAUGCUGUGUCUCCGAAACACACAUACAGGAUCCUAGUGUGGUCAUUCACUUGACGUCAAAAAGGAUAGUCGAUGGGAUGCACUUUCCGUGUAUCUGGCGACGCGGUGGCUAGUUUUCGUGAACUGGCGGGUGUGACAUAGCACUAAGUACGAGGGCAGAACAAGGACUAUUGGAGUGGAUCCCCGUUAACAGUCGUCUAUAUGUUGUUCGGCUCAACAGCUCCGUUAGAACUCGGAAGGAUAGGGACACACAUCGUUGCCUUUUCGUUGUUUCUGCCUAUGGUCCCACUGAUUGCAGCCCGGAUGAAGUGAAAGAUGAGUUUUACAGGAAGCUUUCUGAACUUCUUUAUAAUUCUGAACGCUCAGACAUAGUACUCGUAGCAGCUAGCUCAGAUGAAUUGGCUCCAGAGAUCUUUAAGUAUGGUGGUUCAAUUUUAGCGAUUAGGUUGACUGAUAUUUUAGCUAAAAUCUGGGAGUUUGACGUAAUCCCAUGUGGCUGGUCACAAUCACUUAUCGUCCCAAUAUAUAAGAAAGGGUCAAAAUCAUCCAGUGACAACCAUAGAGGGAUUAGUUUGACUAAUACAGCAUGUAAAAUAUUAGCGUCAAUAAUUAUCGAUCGUCUGACUAAGACUCGUGAACUGCAAACACGAGAAAAUCAGGCUGGCUUCAGACCUGGUCGUGGCUGCAUCGACCACGUAUUCACCAUUCGUCAGGUUCUAGAACACAAGCAUGCAAGCAGCAUUUGACUCUGUAAACCGAGAGGUUCUAUGGCAGUGUCUGUCAUUAAAAGGCGUACUUCAGAAGUACAUAAACCUUGUGAAGGCUCUUUACUCGAACACUAGUCGAGUCAGGGCCCUAGUACGGCCGAGAGUGGGGAGUGCCGCCCUCCCUCUCCAAACGCUCACACGUCCACGGGUAAACAACCUCUGUCGGGGAAGUCCUACUCACUGCCUUCUCGUGGCCGGGGUGUUGUUUACAAAAUUGAGCGCACUAAAAGCGAAUGUUCGGCGCUUUAACCGGGCCGGUGAGUCACCUAAGGGAAACCCUGAUCCUAAACCAAUAGUGCACAUGGGUCCAGUAUCCUGAGGGAAGAAAUAGCGUAUAAAGCUAUUAUUGGUCACCGGCUACCAUGGGACUGAAUCUCCUCACGAUGCUCCACUGCCUUAUGGAUCAGACCUUUAGGUCGAAGGCUCCGAGUGUGGCGCCCUAGGAAUACCACCUGCUUCAGUUUGGGCACCCGGGCAGUAUCACAGCCCACACACAAAUGAUGAACUAUCUGUAUUUACGGAAACUACUUUUCUUGCUUCCACUAACAAUCAAAUGAUUCAAAUUAUUAUUAUUAUUUACUACGUCAUUAUUCACCCUCUUUUAUUCCUACUCUGUCUAUACUAUUUUUUUCGACUUAUACAGCAGCUCGCCUAUGGUGGAAACUCCGUUCUGUCCAGUCACUGACUGGUCGAAAAUUGAAUGGCACCAUCGAAUACGAAUACUGAAGCAGAUUUUCUGAAACCACGUGUACCAUUCAAACUGGCUUCCUUCAACGUUCGCACACUUAUGCAGGUCGAACAACAGAUAGGACUGGGUGUGUCUUGGGAAAGUCUUAAUAUCAACGUCUGAUGUCUAACCGAGAUUCGUAUUCAAGACUAUGGUGAAGUACUACAAAUUCGCUCUCGACCUGUCGCUUCGAAAAGCUUGUUUUACGUGCGCUUAUCCGGGGACCCUGUGGCAUCUUCGUCUGGUCUUGCUCGCGUUGGUGUCGCACUAAGCGCUAGAGCUGAGGCAGCACUAAUCGAUUGGAUCCCCAUUAACAGUCGUUUAUGUGUUGUUAGAUUAGAAAGUUCCAUCAAAGUGAGAAGAAAUCGGCGUGAGAAACGAUAUCUUUUCGUCAUCUCCGCCUAUGCCCCGACAGAUUGUAGCCCGGAUGCAAUCAAGAAUGAAUUCUACCACCAUUUAUCUGUUAUUCUCCAGAAAGUGCGUUCGACAGAUAUUGUAGUACUAGCCGGAGACUUGAAUGCUCAGGUCGGGCGUCUAGGCAGAGAAGAGAGUCGUUUAGGUAGCCGAUGGAGACUGGUUGGUCGCGGGUCGAAUAACGGAGACCGUCUACUACAACUGUGCACGGACCACAACCUGUUUCUGGCUAGCACUAACUUUCGGCACAGUCAUCGCCGAUGUGCCACCUGGCGUCCUCCCACUGCAUCUCAAGCCUGGACUCAGAUUGAUCACAUCGCGAUCAGCUACCACUGGCGUGGUUGUGUACAAGACUACCGCUCCUUUUGGAAUACCUAUCUGGACUCUGACCAUGCCUUGAUCUGCGCCAAUCUUACCUUACUUUUCAGUGGCCAACGAAGUGACCGCCACCAACGGAUUGAUGUUAGCAAGCUGGUUGCAACUACUGUUGCUAGUAAGUAUCGAACCGAGCUAGCUUCUAGGCUAGCUACCAUUCCACCGAAAAGUAUAGAUGAGCAUCGGUUGCAAUUGCAUGACGCCAUGAAAAUGGCGGGUACAGUCAGUUGUGGGUUCGCGAAACGUCCCGCUUAUAAGCACUGGGUUUCUCGGGCUCCUUACAACUCAUUGAAGCCCGUCGGUUUACUCCGGGUGACCGUGAGUUCGACCACAAACGAAGGCUGUUACGUAAUGGAAUUAGGCAAAGCUUGCGUAAGGACCGAGAAGCAUGGUGGUCGGAGCGUGCUUAUGAGCUGGAAGCAGCAGCUGCGUCUGGUAACUACCGGAAGCUCUUCCAACUCAUCCGAGCCACUGGCAGCAAGAAGUCUGGUGUGAGCGAAAUAAUCUCUGAGGUUGACGGGAUGCCAAUCACUAACAUCCAACUCUUAAAGCGCUACGAAUCACCGGGCCCAGAUGACUUACCUCCGGCUCUUUUUAAAGAUGGUGGUGACUUUCUGGUUAAAUAACUGACAACGUUGUUUACAAAGGUUUGGGAGCUAGAGAGUGUUCCAACUUCAUGGAAAUGAGUCGAUAGUUGUUCCUAUCUUUAAAAACGGUUCACGUCGUUCCUGUAACAACUAUCAGGGGAUAAGUCUACAUCCGAUUGCUUCCAAAUUAUUGGCUUCUGUCAUACUUCGUAGGUUGUUCAAAACUAGAGGAAGAUUGACUCGCGAGGAGCAGGUUAGUUUUCGUUCUGGUCGAGGAUGUAUUGAUCAUAUCUUCACCCUCCACCAAAUGUUAGAGCACCGUCAUACUUAUCAAAAGCCAACAAUCGUAGUGUUUCUUGACAUCAGGGCUGCCUUCGAUUCAUUGGACAGGACUGUUCUCUGGGAUUGUCCAUGGAAGAAGGGUGUGCCCCUAAAUACGAACACCUCAGGCAGAGUGAGGGCAUACAACCACCUUUCUCCAUUGUUCCAUUCAAGCAGUGGGGUUAGGAAGGGUUGCCUAAUCUCACCAUUCCUCUUCAACUUUGCCAUCGAUGACAUUCUGGAAACAGCUCUGAUGGAUGUAAGUAAUGACAGUGUGGAUCUGUUGCCUGGAGAAAGACUUCUCGACCUUGAGUUUGCGGAUAAUAUUGUCUUACUGUGCGAUAAUUCCCAAGGCAUGCAAUCCGCACUUAAUCAGUUGGCAAUCAAUGUCCGUAGGUAUGGUAUGUGCUUUGCACCUUCGGAGUGCAAAGAACUUCUACAAGACUGGCAGGAUUCUAAUCCUGUACUCACCCUGGAUGGUGAGCAGAUAGAAGUAGUUGAGAAGUUCAUGUAUCUAGGUAGCUGCAUAAGUGCUGGUCGUGGUGUGAGUGAUGAGAUCAAUGCACGUAUAGUGAAAGCAAGAGCGGCUUAUGCCCAUCUCGGCCAUAUUUGGCGCCUUCGUGAUGUCUGGCUCUCUGCAAAAGUUCGGAUCUAAAACGCGUCGGUGAGAGCAGGUUUGCUCUAUGCUUGCGAAGCCUGGCCUCUCUGAGUUGAGGACGUUAGACGACUUUCUGUGUUUGAUCAUCGUUGUCUCCGAAGGAUUGCUGACAUCUAGUGGCAACACCAUGUUAGUAAUGGAGAGGUUCGGCAUCGUGUGUUCGGUCACAGACGAUAAUGCAAUCUUUGUCACCAUUUUAAACACCGACUUCGGUGGCUUGGACAUGUUCUACGAAUGUCGUCCCAGAGAAUUCCACAUCGUGCAUUAUUUGCCGACUCUGGGACUGGUUUGAAAAAGUGGAGAGGUGGUCAGUAUAUGACAUGGUGUCGUGGUAUGAAAGAAAGCUGCAAAGGACUGGCUUGUGUCGGUCCUUCACGACUCUCUGGUUGGGGUCCGAGAGAUGGUGCUAUACAAUGGCUAGAGACGUUAUCAGAUAUGCCGAUGCUGCUGUAACUUUCUUUUACUUUCUUCAUAAAAAGUGGUUGUAACAUCCUUAACUAAAAGAAUUAUUUCUGAUUGUAUCUUUCUGUUUCCCCUAUUAUUAUUACACUGUCAUACAUUAAUCUGUGGACGUCAUUGUUCUCUCAUUUUUUUUCUUAUACAUAACUUACAUUCUUGUUUUCUUCCCAUUAUCAUUGUUUUGUUUGGCGCAAAUCUAUCUGGUGCCCCCUUGUAACAAUAUUUGCGCGUUCAAGUAAAUGAAUAAUAUAAUGAAUAUGGCGAACUGUCACCUGAUUUUGCAACUUCACGUGGUUUCCGUCAAGGUUAUUCACCACCUCCAUUUUGUUCAACAACGUUAUCGUCGACUGAAUUUUCGUGCAUUGAUUUUCUACCAGGAGGUCCAUUUAUCGACUUAGAAUAGACAGAUGAUAUAGUCAUGUUUGGUGAAGACGCUGAUAAAAUGCAGUCUUUUGGUAGCACUGAGUAACAACGCCAGAAUGUUUGGGAUGCGUUUCCUCCUCUAAAUGCAAGUUGUUGCUUCAGGACUGGUCUGCGGCAACGCCUGAACUUAGGAUAGGGAGUGAAGUAUUCGAACGCGUCGACAACUGCACUUAUCUUGGAAGUCUGUUCGGCCCUAACGGUUUGGCAUCUGACGAGUUCUCGGCACGGAUUCAGAAUGUUCGUUUGGCUUUUGCCAACUCACACCAAUGGCGAAUGCGAGUUAUUCACCUAUCAAUUAAGGGACGAGUAUAUUGUGCGGCAGUUCGUUCUGUUUUACUUUAUGGCUGCGAAACGUGGCUAUUAAGAGUAGAAGAUACUCGUAAGCUACUAGUAUUUGACCAAAGAUGUCUUAGAAAUAUUGCUUGCAUCUGCUAUUAUCACCGGAUGAGUAAUGAUGAAUUAUACGCAGGGUAUUAGGGAAUGAUGGUAUCUCAGUUGAUGAUGCAUAUAUGUGCCUGGUCCUACGUUUGUAGCUGGCUGAUAUUUUAAGACAAACGUGAAUACACCUGCAUCUUAGCACUGUUAUCCGACAUCACUAACAACUGGUUAUGGUAAUUGUCGUGGAACCCAGUUAGGUAAUCUGAGUUUAACAACACAGUACAGUUCAACAGUCAACGACUUUGUAAACUGAGUCCAUGUUUGGGUUUUUUCACCUUCAGCUUUCUUCCGAAUGACUCCUACAUCAGCAAACUUUACUGAAUAGUGGUAAAUCAUGAUGUCAGUUGAAGGUAUACAACAGUGUAAUAGCUUAUAAGAUCAUUGGGACCAAAUCCUGUAUCAUGGUUUCGUGCUAGUUGGCACUCGUAAGGCUUACUUGUUGCAGUUUUCAUUUUAGCUUUGGCUCUAUAUAUAUUGUAUAUUAUAUAUAUGCGAAAACUUAUUUUGUAGCUGGAAACAUUACAACGACGUCAUAACUUAACUGACCCAUAUUUGGAAAGUCGACUCGAUCUACGUAUAGUUCCACUAGUUUAUAAAUGGGCUAAUGGUUAUUCAUUUUCUGCAACCAUAUCAAAAUGUGAUAUACCAGAAGGUUCAUUAAUUAAAAGUUUACUACAAUUGGAUGAAUUAAUUCGUCAUAUUUCUGGUGCAUGUCGUCAAUUUGGUAAUCACAUUUUAAGCUUGAAAAUAGAUGAAGCCAGAGACUUAAUUCAUCGUGAUAUUGUUUGUUCACCAAGUUUAUAUGUUUUACAAGAUAUAAAAUUAGCUAAAGAUGAUUGAAUUAUAUAAUUUUGUGCUUAUUUUUGCACUCAAAACUACAAUUUUCUUUUACUUUAACUUAAAAAGUUUUUUUUCCUAAAAAUACCGCUUUUCCAAAUCUUGUUUUAAGCGUUUCCUGUUUCGGUUUAUCACAUCAAAAUUACUUGUCAUAUGAUUUACGUUUUUCUGAAUGAUGCAAUCAUUACUACAUGUUAUGUCUUCUGGCCCUCUCAGUCUAUCACGUGGUAAUAUCGUCAGAUAGAAUACGUGUGUGGCCUUGACCAAUAACGCAUUAUGCUAGUACAAACAGCCUAGUCCUUCUCGUCUGAACCUGCCUGUUGAGUCCAGAACACCAAUGUCAGAUUCCGCUGUAUGAAUCAUAUAUUUCAGACAGGAAAACCAGACCACAUCAUACCAUAAAAUAGAAAAUAACAAUUAUACAAGAUCAUGUCCAAAAUUGGUUGUGAUUGUAAGAGACUGUAACUAAUAAAUUGGGAAUAACUUAAGAACAGUAAAUUGUAUAGUAGUAGUCAAUAGGUCAGUCAAAUGGGAACUUACAAUAAAAGGAAUAUGAAUAUACACAUAAUGUAGUUUACUUAAUGGUUACCCUAGCCGUUGCCACUCAUUUAUUCUUCGUUUGGCUAUAACACUAUUCAUUUGCUUAUUACAUAAUAUUGAUUAUCUUUAUAUUCUGAGACGAAAGGGGUAACACAGAUGGCCAGCCAACAUCGAUAGCCAACCAAAAAUGUGAAAGACGAAGCACCGAACCGUUGUUCAUAACUAAUUUUCGAUGUUUUUUAACAUUAUGAGCAGUUGGUUAGUGACUGGAUCAAAUAUAGAACAAUGCAGCUAAUUGGCUUUAAGUAUUUAAUCGUAUUCAAUUAGUCAUUUUCGUAUUCAAAUUUGCGUGAGGCAUACAAACUGAUCAUAAUAAUUUUGCCGCUCCCUUGUCAUAUUUGGUUACAGUUCAUUGGAUCUAGAACAGAAUAUUCAUUGAUCCGAUAUCUGCUAUCAGCAACGUGUUGCCUUCAUUUAAUUCCUCUUAGCAUACCACUUCAUCAAAAUUAUUUUAUACUUUCCUAUAAAAAGGUAUCUUAUAAGGCAUGCACUGAGGCAACAUACUCUACGUUUCAUAUGAGGAUGAACACCUAAAUACAACGUAUAAAAGCGAAAGAAUUCCCCUGUUGGGAUGUAACAAACGGAAAUCCAAGUGUAGAAGAUAUAGUACCAAUUAGCAUAAUAAUGCAGCAUUUUUUGUGCUUACUCACCGUAGUAUCUAUUAUUCGGUUCCACUAAGUAGAAUUAUUUUAUAGCGAUUGAGUGGCUUUAACGUUUGUGAACUAAACUAAAUGGGAUGAUACACUCUACUUCGCCGCUUGUCCAGAUUUUUUCCAAAUUACAAGUCAAUUUGAAUUGUGUGCAAAUAUACAGCCAUAAAACUUUACAUCAACAUCAGCCAUUUAGAACCUUAAAUGAUUCCUUUAAAUUUAUUUAGAAUGGACGUAUAUCUAAAUUAACGAAAUUUUAGUAGUGCUCUGCUACGUAUAAAUAAUACUUUUAUGUGUAGUACUUAAUAAAUGAACGGGAAAAUACUCGACACUGCAUACAUAUUGAAUAUUGAAAAACAUUUACAUAAUCUUUCCCAUUAUUGAUAUACACACAAUUCAAACAAAAC
This is a messenger RNA of Schistosoma haematobium, 20731 nucleotides long. RefSeq names its product Helicase SKI2W. Gene Ontology annotation, molecular function: nucleic acid binding; RNA helicase activity; ATP binding. The coding region runs from base 162 to 2246 and encodes 694 amino acids. The transcript is spliced from 14 exons. NCBI's taxonomy places the organism in Eukaryota, Metazoa, Platyhelminthes, Trematoda, Strigeidida, Schistosomatidae. Gene Ontology annotation, cellular component: Ski complex. Gene Ontology annotation, biological process: nuclear-transcribed mRNA catabolic process, 3'-5' exonucleolytic nonsense-mediated decay. The record is from RefSeq and is a predicted model, not a curated record.